GGUACGGUAAAAACCUAUACUAGUAGUACUACCACACAAGAACCAAGCUUACGUCUUUCCCCGCCUCUAUUGCUAUUGCUACUCGUGUAGCUCGUUAAAAUGAUUCCGCGUACUACAAUAUGGCGUUUUCCAAGCGUCUUCAGAGCUACUGGUGCUGCUCGCUUCACUCCUACAAUUGUACACCGGACUUUAGCUACUCCCGCAACACCACCUUCUCCGAAUGACCCCUUCGCAAAUGGUACCAAUGCCUACUAUGCAGAGGAGAUGUACAGAAUUUGGAAACAAGAUCCAAAGUCUGUGCAUGCUUCUUGGAAUACAUACUUUUCUGGCAUGGAACAUGGUCUUCCUAGCGCCAAAGCUUUCCAGCCACCCCCAGGCCUAAUUACGCCCCCUGCAGACGGUGCCCCUGCGCUAUAUGCCGGCGGAGGUUCUGAGCUCGAUGACCAUCUGAAGGUUCAAUUACUUGUACGGGCCUACCAAGUUCGUGGCCACCAUGUCGCCGAACUGGAUCCUCUCGGCAUUCUAGAUGCUGAUCUCGCAGAUGUUCACCCUCCUGAACUUGAACUAAGCCGAUACGGGUUCACCGAGCGUGACUUGGACAAGCAGAUUGCUCUUGGACCAGGUAUUCUGCCCCAUUUUGCGACAGAGGACCGGAAAUCAAUGAGUUUGAGGGAGAUCAUUGCACUUCUCAAACGGAUAUACUGCGGCGCUGUGGGUAUUCAGUAUGUUCACAUCCCAGACAAGGAGCAAUGCGAUUGGAUCAGAGAGCGUGUCGAAAUUCCAAAGCCUUGGAACUAUACGGUGGAGGAGAAACGCAUGAUUCUUGACCGUCUUAUCUGGUCAGAGUCGUUCGAGAAAUUUAUCGCAAGCAAGUACCCGAACGAGAAGCGUUUCGGUCUCGAAGGCUGUGAGGCGUUGAUUCCUGGCAUGAAGGCGCUCAUCGACCGAUCCGUCGAUCAUGGUGUCAAGCAUGUCACAAUGGGCAUGCCUCAUCGUGGUCGUCUUAAUGUUCUUGCCAACGUCAUUCGCAAACCCAUUGAAGCCAUUCUGAACGAGUUUAUGGGUACGGAUGUUGACAACCCAGCGGGCGACGUCAAAUAUCACUUGGGUGCAAAUUAUGUUCGCCCAACACCGUCUGGCAAGAAGGUCUCUUUGUCACUUGUUGCCAACCCAUCGCAUCUAGAAGCCGAGGAUCCUGUUGUCCUGGGCAAGACCUAUGCCAUACAGAAUGUGGAGGGCGACGAGUCCACUCACAACACUGCAAUGGGUGUGCUGCUGCACGGUGAUGCCGCAUUCGCUGGUCAGGGAAUUGUCUACGAAACCAUGGGCUUCCACAACUUACCCAACUAUGGUACUGGCGGUACCAUCCAUCUCAUUGUGAACAACCAGAUUGGUUUCACUACUGACCCUCGUUUUGCGCGUUCCACCCCUUACUGUUCCGACAUAGCCAAGUCUAUAGAUGCCCCAAUCUUCCACGUGAACGGUGACAACGUCGAAGCCGUCAACUUUGUCUGUCAACUCGCGGCUGAUUAUCGCGCAAAGUACAAACGUGACGUUGUCAUCGACAUUGUUUGCUACCGUCGUUACGGCCAUAAUGAGACGGAUCAGCCCCAUUUCACUCAACCUCGGAUGUAUCAAGCGAUUGAAAAGCAGCCAACACCACUUACCCAGUACACGAAGUUCUUAGUCGGCCGUGGGACCUUCACUGAGAAGGAUAUCGAGGAGCAUAAGAAGUGGGUCUGGGGGAUGCUGGAGAAGGCAGCCGGUGCGGCCAAGGACUAUGUUCCGACCAGCAAGGAAUGGCUAUCCGCAUCUUGGCAGGGUUUCCCUUCACCUCGACAGUUGGCAGAAGAGACGCUGCCAACGCGUGCGACAGGUUCUGAUGAAGAAAUUCUCAAGCGCAUUGGAAAGGCCAUCUCAUCAUAUCCUCCUGGUUUCGCCCCGCAUCGCAACCUUGCUCGUAUCCUUAGCGCCCGUGGCAAGACAGUCGAAGAAGGUCUCAACAUUGAUUGGUCAACAGCUGAAGCCCUUGCAUUUGGCUCUCUCGCACUCGAAAAGAUACACGUGCGCGUCUCCGGUCAGGAUGUGGAGAGAGGUACAUUCUCUCAGCGGCACGCUGUCAUCCAUGAUCAGAAGAAUGAACAGCAGUAUAUCCCUCUGAAUGACCUUGGUUCAAAUCAAGCCCGGUUUGUCGUAUGCAACUCGUCGUUAUCCGAAUACGGGACUCUCGGAUUCGAACUAGGCUACUCACUAGUUUCACCGAGCUCUCUCACUAUGUGGGAGGCGCAAUUUGGCGACUUUGCCAAUAAUGCCCAGUGCAUCAUUGAUCAAUUCAUCGCCUCUGGCGAACGGAAAUGGUUGCAACGCUCCGGCCUUGUCAUGAGCUUGCCACACGGGUACGAUGGUCAAGGUCCUGAGCAUUCAAGCGGAAGGAUUGAGCGCUUCCUUCAACUUUGCGACGACCACCCUAACGUCUUCCCUACACCGGAGAAAGUCGAGAGGCAACACCAAGAUUGCAAUAUGCAAGUCGUGUAUCCGACUACUCCCGCUAAUUAUUUCCAUGUUCUUCGUCGUCAAAUUCACCGCGACUUCCGCAAACCACUCAUUAUCUUCUUUUCUAAAUCACUUCUACGCCAUCCCAAUGCUCGUUCGGAUCUUUCGGAGAUGGUCGGCGACACUCACUUCGAACGCUAUAUUCCCGAUUCCCAUCCUGAACACCUAGUGCCUGCUGAGGAAGUGAGACGUCACAUCCUCUGCACCGGUCAAGUAUACCAGACCCUCAUCCAGGAGCGUGAAGCCAAGGGCAUCAAAGAUGUGGUCAUCAGCCGCAUUGAGCAGAUCUCGCCCUUCCCCUACGAUCUCAUCACUCCUCAUCUUGACAAGUAUCCCAAUGCAGAUAUACUUUGGUGUCAGGAGGAGCCACUGAACAACGGGGCGUGGACUUAUGUUGGACCUCGUAUUCUGACUGCCGCCAACGAGACACAGUACCACAAAGGCAAAUAUCCGUACUACGCAGGAAGGCAGCCGACGGGCUCUGUCGCUACAGGUAGCAAAGCCCAGCACAAGAAAGAGAUUGAGGAGUUCUUGGCCGCUGCCUUUGCUUAAUAGUGUAUGAUGCUCAGUAACAAUAAUAUAUACAUAUCAUAGCGGCGCGCAAACGCCGGUCCCCUCUUUUGACUUACCGGUGUACCUUGGCCAUAGGGGCAUAAAAAUCAUCUACCUCAGGUGUAUUUUCAAGAUCGAGAGCUUACUUUUAGCAAACAGGCUAGGCGACAUUUCACCGAGAUCU
This is a messenger RNA of Suillus subalutaceus, 3289 nucleotides long. RefSeq names its product thiamine diphosphate-binding protein. Gene Ontology annotation, cellular component: oxoglutarate dehydrogenase complex; mitochondrion. The transcript has 9 exons. NCBI's taxonomy places the organism in Eukaryota, Fungi, Basidiomycota, Agaricomycetes, Boletales, Suillaceae. The record is from RefSeq and is a predicted model, not a curated record. The coding region runs from base 100 to 3105 and encodes 1001 amino acids. Gene Ontology annotation, biological process: tricarboxylic acid cycle. Gene Ontology annotation, molecular function: oxoglutarate dehydrogenase (succinyl-transferring) activity; thiamine pyrophosphate binding.